Messenger RNA from Sphaeroforma arctica JP610, 1478 nucleotides. Its product is annotated as AGC/RSK/RSKP70 protein kinase. The coding region runs from base 83 to 1384 and encodes 433 amino acids. Gene Ontology annotation, molecular function: ATP binding; protein serine/threonine kinase activity. The transcript is spliced from 9 exons. Lineage: Eukaryota; Ichthyosporea; Ichthyophonida. The record is from RefSeq and is a predicted model, not a curated record. Gene Ontology annotation, biological process: protein phosphorylation.
AGAUAAUUAAGCGUCUCACACUAUUAUAGUACUUAGUAGUCUACAGCAGUGGGCUUUGCUUAGGGAUAGUACACGCGCAACUAUGGCCAACGGCGGUGUGUUUGAACUAGAUCUCGACGAUGGUGAUUCCGUGUCGAUUGAUAGUAUGUCCGAGGAUGAGGCCGACUUCAUGGACUCUCCAAAUCUGCCAAACCAGUUAGAGGAUCUCGAUAUGCCGCCCAGAACAGAGGCUGGAUACUCUGUGACUGCGACGUCUUUAAUAGAUGCCUUGGGUAUGGAUAAGAAGGCGCCUCGGGAGAAGGUCGGUCCUACAUCGUUCGAAUUACUUAAAGUUCUGGGCCAAGGAGGGUACGGCAAGGUGUUUCUUGUUCGGAAAGUAACGGGUGCCCGCACGCAGGGCGAGUAUUUCGCCAUGAAAGUACUGAAGAAGGCGACCAUCGUCCGGAAACAGAAAGAUACAGAACACAUCAAGACCGAAAGGAGUGUUUUAGAGGAAGUCGUUCAUCCGUUCAUCGUAAACUUAAAAUAUGCGUUCCAGACCGGUGGCAAGCUCUACCUGAUAUUGCAGUACCUUCCGGGAGGGGAGCUUUUUACGUUCUUGGAGAAAGAAGGCGUGUUACUGGAAGACGUUGCAAGAUUCUACCUGGGAGAGAUUCUCUUGGCGCUUGGUCACUUACAUAGUCUCGGUAUUGUCUACCGAGAUCUCAAACCGGAGAACAUAAUAUUAGAUGAAUACGGACAUGCCGUACUCACUGAUUUUGGCCUGAGCAAAGAAGCCAUCACUGACACAGUGCGCACUCACACAUUCUGCGGUACAAUUGAAUAUAUGGCACCGGAGAUUCUGACAAGGCAAGGCCACGACAGAUCAGUAGACUGGUGGAGUCUGGGCGCUCUUAUGUAUGAUAUUCUGGUGGGAGUGCCUCCGUUUGUAUGUAAUGAUAGGAAGGGAACUAUGGAGAAGAUUUUGAAGGGUGUGCUGCGGACACCACCAUAUCUCUCGGACAAUGCCAAGGAUCUACUGAGGAAGCUGCUGCGACGGAAUACGAACAACAGACUGGGCUCGGGCCCAUCAGAUGUGGAGGAGAUUAAAGCGCACCCUUUCUUCGCUGGCGUGGAUUGGAAUGCAAUGUUACGGAGGGAGCUGGAGCCGCCCAUCAAGCCAUCAUUGCGCGAUCAAGAGGAUGUGAGUUACUUCGAUACACGAUUUACUUCUCAGCCCGCGGUCGAUUCGCCGUGCGAGGGCCAUUUAAGUCCGAGCCGGGGAGACGUGUUCCAAGGCUUCACAUAUGUCGCCCCAACUGUUCUCGAUGAGAUGUCAGCGCUUCAGCCGUCGUUUACACAAAGCAGACUUGGACGCAGUCGAGGGGGCAUGAGUGAUCUUUAGGAUUGAGAUCGCUUUUUAGUCAGUGACUGUUAAGUAAUUUUGAUCUAUGGAAGAAAGAAUCCAUUAAAGUUAGUAUUAAAAUCUUUGUUGUUCG